UAUGCUCGCCCAUAUCAAAAGCUCGUCGAAGACAAGUUCAACCUGAGAUUGACAGCGCCUUUUGUUGGACAAGAGGGGCAGACUCUGUCUGUGCGGUUGUCAUUCCAGCAACUUGGGCUCAUCACUUCAACUCCCCGUUUCCCAAACGACGGCAUCCAACCACGGCGCAUUUUACCAAAUACCACUACGACGACAACAAGAAAGCAACCGCCAAGAUGCUAACCCCCACGACCCUCCUCCUCUUAAGCCCUCUCCUCUACCUCCUCACCCUUCUCUUCCGCACUGCUCUCCACCGCCUCCGCGUCCGAUCCCUAGGCUGCAGCCCCGUGGCGGUCUACCCACACAAGGACCCUAUCCUGGGACUAGACCUGUUCCGCGAAACUUUGCGAGCCAUGAACACACAUGCGCUGCUGCCGCUGUGGGACGCUCGAUUCAAGAGAUAUGGCAACACGCACUACACGUUGACGCUGGGGAAAUGGGUACUGAUGACGAACGAGCCGGAGAACGUCAAAGUGAUUUUGGGCACGAAGAUGGCCGAGUGGCCGAUUGAUGGACCACGGUUGCAUGCGUCUGUGCCGGUUUUGGGAAGGAAGAGUGUUUUUACUACCAACGGGGCUCAGUGGCGCGAGGCUCGAGGAAUGAUCAGACCUUCGUUCGUCAGGGACCAAGUUGCCGACCUUCACUGCUUUGCCAAACACGUCGGCAACUUUCUCAACGCCAUUCCCAAGGACGGAUCGACCUUUGACAUGCAGGAACUCCUGCUUUCUAUGACCAUGGACUCGUCUACCGAUUUCUUGCUCGGCUACUCCACAAACUCUUUGCUCGAACCCUCGCCCGAAGCUAAGCAAUUCCUCGAAGAUUUUGAGUACACCAGCCGUGAGGCCGCCAAGAAGUCUAGACUUGGAACGCUUCUCAAUUUGUUGCCAAACGGGGAGUUCCAGGCGGCUGUGACACGAGUGCGCGAGUAUGUGCGAGCCUAUAUAAGGAAGUCCCAGGCGGAGAAGACCGACAAGAAGGAACGAGACUACGUUUUCCUGCAUGAGAUUUUGAAGUCCGGCGCCGAUGAGGAGCACGCCAUCGAUCAAGUCUUGUCCGUUAUUAUUGCCGGAAGAGACACCACGGCUGCGGCGAUGACGGCGUGUUUCUACUACUUGGCUCGCAAUCCGGAGGUAGUAAAGAAAUUGAGGAAGGAGAUCUUUGAUGUGGAGGACGAGAUGCCGACCUGGGAGCAGCUCAAAAACAUGAAGUAUCUGAACAUGGUAAUCAAGGAAGGUUUGCGGCUGUUCCCUCCCGCAUCAACUAACUCCAGAGCGCCGAUCAAGGACACGGUCCUACCCCGAGGUGGUGGCCCAGAUGGCAAACAAUCCAUCCUUGUGCCCAAGGGCCAAGUCGUUAGGUGGUCGCUGUACAGUCUUCAUAGACGUAAGGAUAUCUGGGGAGAAGAUGCCCAUGAGUUCCGUCCAGAGCGGUGGGAUGAAAACCUUCGGGUCGGAUGGGAGUACAUUCCGUUCUCCGGAGGCCCGCGUAUAUGCCUGGGCCAGCAGUUUGCGCUUACCCAGAUCGAAUACGCCCUUUUCAAGUUCUUCCGUGCCUUCAAGAGCAUCGAACCCCGGGAUGACAAUGGCCCGCUGCUGCUUCGCACGAAUCUAACUGUGACCUUUGCGAAAGGCUGUUUGGUUAGUGCGACACCCGACUCGAACUAGGUGGUAACACCUCUGGAGAGGGGACUG
Neurospora hispaniola is the source of this 1730-nucleotide messenger RNA. Its product is annotated as cytochrome P450. The record is from RefSeq and is a predicted model, not a curated record. NCBI's taxonomy places the organism in Eukaryota, Fungi, Ascomycota, Sordariomycetes, Sordariales, Sordariaceae. Gene Ontology annotation, molecular function: monooxygenase activity; iron ion binding; heme binding. The transcript is spliced from 4 exons. The coding region runs from base 216 to 1703 and encodes 495 amino acids.